This is a messenger RNA of Lycium barbarum (goji berry), 771 nucleotides long. RefSeq lists its product as uncharacterized. The coding region runs from base 1 to 771 and encodes 256 amino acids. The record is from RefSeq and is a predicted model, not a curated record. NCBI's taxonomy places the organism in Eukaryota, Viridiplantae, Streptophyta, Magnoliopsida, Solanales, Solanaceae. The transcript has a single exon.
AUGCGAGUACUCCGGGCAGCAGAUGCUAAAGUUAAUUGGUUGGUUGAGAGGCUUCCCAAUUUUGUGAAAGAGGCAAUUGAGGCAGCCAUGGCACCCUACACUCAGGCGAUCACAGAAAUUAGGGCGGAGCAGGACAAAAUUAAGGAGCAUGUUCGCCACAUUGAUCGUCGAUUGGAGCAGAUUGAGGGGGGCAGUGUAGGCGGCCUUCCGGCCAUUCGGGCGGACCUCGCUAAGGUCAAGGAGGACAUUCGACUAUUACAGGUCCCCGAUAUUGAGCUGAGUGCACCCAUUCUACCUUCCGGUGCUUCCUUGUUCUCCACUGGGCCCACAGCGCCUGCCAUGCCUUCGGGAAAAGGGGUGGUGGAGCCAACUGGGGAGGAAGAAGACACUGAAGAAGACACUGAGGAAGAAGAGGAGGAAAAACGUGAUGAAGAGUUUGAUGAGGAGCUGGAGGUUGACCCAGCUGUUGAGAAGGCACGUACUUCCGCCCGGGCUGCUGGUAUCGCUGAGGAGGAGAUUGACACAUAUGUGGCGAUGCAGCACUCCCUAGAGGCAAGCAGGAAAUCCAGGGGGGCAUCUCGACCCCCGAGGGCGGGUGAGGAUAGUUCAUCCACCGCUCCUCCAGCUGACACACCAUUGCCCCCGCCGGUGGGGCCUGAGAUACCGACACCCGGGCUGGAGGGUGACACUGCCAUGCUUCCAUUGAUCAUACCUCCAUUGGAGGUCCUCCCUGCUAAUCAGACACCAUCGGACGCCAGGCGUCCAUCGUGA